GGUGGCGGGGUGAAAAUGGAGCGCAAUUAUCUCAAACCUAUAUCAUACCUAAUACUGUAGCGUGGAUCUCUGACAGUCUUCAUGUCAGAUGCUUGUAGUAUAUUAUUUAGGAAGGAUCAGCGAGGAUGUACUUACACCUGGUAGAUAUCGGCACUGUCUUGGGCUCCGCAGGUGCAUUUAAACUUGUGAAUGCCACACUGGGGCGGCUACCCAUUCCACGUGCUGUGGCCAAGAAGGACCCGUGGAGAUGGAGAAACAUUUCUACUUCAUUGAUUCACAGCACUUUGACGGGAGCAUGGGCUGUACUUAGCUUCUACCUGCAUCCCGAGAUGGCAGAGGAUCUCAUAUCAACGCACUCAGCGUUCUCCCACACCCUGGUUUCAGUUUCUACAGGCUAUUUUGUUUACGACUUCAUGGACAUGGUUCUGAACCAGACGUUCAGUGCAAACUGGGAGCUCUUACUCCAUCAUACAGUGGUCAUCUCCUGCUUCGGCAUCGCGGUGCUCCGGCGGCAGUUCGUGGGCUUUGCCGUGGUGGCCCUGUUGGUGGAGCUCAACUCCGUCUUCCUGCACUUGCGGCAGCUCCUGCGCAUAUCCGGCGCGGCCACUAGGGGCGCCCUGUACCGGCUCAACAGCACGCUCACCCUGGGCUCCUUCCUGGCAUUCCGCUUUAGCACGCUGGGCUUUAUGGCACGCUGGCUACUGCUCCAUCGUGGACGCGUCUCCACGCCGUUCUACAUCACCGGCGCCACCGGCCUGUCCGCCGUCAUGGUGAUGAACCUGGUGUUGUUCUACAGGCUGGUGGACAGUGACUACAUCAGGGCGGGGAGAGAGAGAGGAAGGAAGGAGAAUGGACCGGAGUGAUGAGGGGUCACCAUGGAGAUGGAGAAGAAUGGAUGGAGGGAUGACUGGUGGAGAGGGUAGAGUGUAGGGAUGGGUGAAGAGGUGAUGGAAUGGGGAAACUAUGCUCUCUCUCUCUCUCUCUCUCUCUCUCUCUCUCUCUCUCUCUCUCUCAUGUUGCCAAAAGAAAAUCUUCCAAAUUGGGAUU
This is a messenger RNA of Engraulis encrasicolus (European anchovy), 1047 nucleotides long. Its product is annotated as TLC domain-containing protein 2-like. Gene Ontology annotation, cellular component: plasma membrane. The coding region runs from base 126 to 863 and encodes 245 amino acids. Gene Ontology annotation, biological process: phospholipid homeostasis; membrane assembly; plasma membrane organization. The record is from RefSeq and is a predicted model, not a curated record. Lineage: Eukaryota; Metazoa; Chordata; Actinopteri; Clupeiformes; Engraulidae. The transcript is spliced from 4 exons.